AUGAAGCUCACAGUCAAGUCUCUACAAGGUGGCAACUUCAGUCUUGAUGCCGAGCCGACGGACACUAUCGGUUCCAUCAAGGCAAAGAUCACAACAGAAAAGGGCCACCCCGCAGAGAACCAGAAGAUCAUCUACAGCGGAAAGAUUCUCACCGAUGACCAGACCGUGCAGGCAUGCAAUGUGACAGAAAAGGGAUUCCUGGUAUUGAUGGUUUCAAAGCCCAAGGCCCCCAAGCCAGAAGCCCCCGCAGCUGCUCCCGCUGCCGUCCCAGCUGCAUCUUCAUCAUCCACCAGCACCGAAGCACCAGCAGCAGCAGCAGCGCCAUCAGAACCUGCCCCUGCAGCUUCUGCACCAGCUACAGAGAGCUCGACAACGCCAGCAGCACCAGCGUCAGCAGCUCCUGCCUCAACAACGUCUGCGCCAGGUGACCCCAGCUUCGUCACUGGCUCUCAUCUGGAAUCAGUCGUGCAGAACAUGAUGGAGAUGGGCUUCGAGAGGGAUCAGGUGCAACGGGCCCUGCGUGCAAGCUAUAACAAUCCUGAUCGAGCGGUGGAGUACCUGAUGAACGGCAUCCCUGCCCACAUUCAGCAACAGCAGCAGCAGCCCCAGCCCCAGCCGGCAAGUGGACAAUCAGGCGCUGCAGCAGGAGCAGCAGCUCCCUCUGCCCCCUCUGGCGGAGCUACCGCCGCUCCCGCAACUGGUGGUGGUGCUGCAGCAGCUUCGCAACGUCCAGGAAACCUCUUUGAGGCCGCCGCCGCCGCCCAGCAAGGAGGAGCAGGAGGACGUGGUGGUGCUGCAGGUGGACCCGGAGCAGGAGCAGGAGACGACGACGAAGGCACUACCCUCGAUCUAGGCAACCCCGCAAUGAUCGCUCAACUGCAGCAACUAGUACGGGAGAAUCCUGCCGCUCUCCAGCCUCUGAUUCAAGCCAUUGCUCAGUCCAAUCCGCAACUAGCCGCAGCGCUCCAGGCCGACCCACAAGGUGUGCUGGACCUCCUCAGCGGAGCUGCUGCCGGUGGUGAGGAGAUGCAGCUGCCUACCAUGGACCAGCUCGCACCUGAAGACAGGUCUGCCGUGGAGCAAAUCGUCGCAAUGGGCAUUCCGGACGAUAAGGCCAUUGAGGCUUACCUCAUGUGUGGAAGAAACGUGGAAAUGGCCGUGCAGUACUACUUUGAGAACCCGCAAGACUUUGCUGAUUAA
This is a messenger RNA of Microstroma glucosiphilum, 1200 nucleotides long. RefSeq names its product UV excision repair protein Rad23. Lineage: Eukaryota; Fungi; Basidiomycota; Exobasidiomycetes; Microstromatales; Microstromataceae. The record is from RefSeq and is a predicted model, not a curated record. Gene Ontology annotation, cellular component: cytosol; nucleoplasm. Bases 1 to 1200 code for a protein of 399 amino acids. The transcript has 4 exons. Gene Ontology annotation, molecular function: proteasome binding; damaged DNA binding; ubiquitin binding. Gene Ontology annotation, biological process: proteasome-mediated ubiquitin-dependent protein catabolic process; nucleotide-excision repair.